Molecule: messenger RNA, 3861 nt
Organism: Periconia digitata
Lineage: Eukaryota; Fungi; Ascomycota; Dothideomycetes; Pleosporales; Periconiaceae
Source: the annotation of a GenBank genome assembly
CCUCGACGACUUUCCAAACCGGUGCAAUCUUGUUGAUGUUUGAUUCUGGCGCCCAGGGAUUCCCCUCGCUCCGGCCGUCUGAUGUCUGUGUGCAGAGUCUGUGUUUUGAUAUGCGCUUGCGCAACAUCUCCCUUCCAUCGGUUUCAAUGCGCCCGACCAGCCAAGGCCCAUCAUGGCUGAUGACGAUGGGAUAUUCAUGAGGAUGAUGAUGAUGAUGAUGAUGAUGAUGAUGAUGACGACGAGAAGAGGAGAGAUGGCUACCCGCCUGCAACGGCAAUCAAUAACGACUGCGCGUCUCUAUCCGUCCUUAGCACAUGCAUACACGCAUGCAUGUGUGUGUACUGUACUUGGUGUACUGCACUGUAGACAAUCAAAUGUAGCGCUGCAACAAUGAGACCGAAGCCCAUCAAGUUAUUUUUGGGUAAACAGACAGGCAAGACAGGCAGACAUGGAGCGAUUUGAAUUGUCAGGUUGCAAGGCUAAAUAUCCCAAACUAAUGCCCGGCGCUGAAACGCCCUUCUUUUCUCUUCUGGCCUGCUUCUUUUCCUUCACCACUGCCGCCUGUCUACCCUGCCUCUGUUGUCGUCGACCCCCUGCCUGGCUCCUCUGUUCCCGCCGCCUGGCCCGUCGCUCCGUCUUUUCUUCCCCUCGUCCCUCCCUACCCUACUACCCUUCAAUCAAUCCACCAUCCCCCCUCUUUACCCUCCUCCACCUUCCUUCUUCAUCCUUUCCAUUGCACUGCACUGCUUUGCACCGUAUUAUACUGUACCUUUUUCUCCCCUCAAAAACAUACACACCACCAUCCUAGUGCACGAAACCCCUCCCCCCCCCCUACGCAAUACGAAUGAGAUAGAUAGGCGUUCGCUCUGUCAGCCAUCGUCCAACCUGCAAUCGCGCGACUGCCUGCCUGCUCCUGGAAUGUCGCUUCUUCGCCGCUGUCCGCUCACUUCCUAAUUCAGCCUUCUCCCACUUUGCGCCUACCCAACUCUCCGUCGCCGCCCCUCUCCUUCCUCCGACUUGCUGGCGGCUGCUGACAGACACUGUCCGUCUCGUCUUGCUUUCUUGCCUGCCUGCUUCCUGCUCUUUACUCUCUCUCCUUCCUUCCUCCCGCUGUGCACCAUCGUCUUCCGUCCCCCACAACGGGUGCCUGGGUACUCACACAUCUCUGUCACACAAUUGACUUUCCGCCCUCCUCCACCACUCGACCAUUCAUACUCUGUCCCUCGGGUCGGUUGGGCCAUCCUGGCAACCUCGCGCGCGGAUCAACGCACCACAAGCCACGCAGCAUCCCCCCUCACAAAGAAAUCCUCUUUCGCGAACACCCCUCUGCGAACAAAGUGCGCCCACCCCCGGGGUAGCAACCAUUGCCGAGUGUAGCGUUACACACGUACCUGUUGCUUCUUUGUUGUCGCCGCACACCCUGCCGAUUUCCCGUGCCUGGAUCCGCAUUCCUCCUCCUCCUGUACAAACAUCCUCGCCCUCGUCCCGCGAACCCACGCAUCCACAUCCUCACCAGCCAUGGCCGUCUCCAUGCUGCACGCUCCCUCGCGAGCCUCGACCUCGUCGUCGUCGUCCUUCAUUCCCGUCUCUCGUCAAAACACCAUGUCUUCGCAUGAUGGCUCGCGUUCGGUGCGCCAGUCGAAGCGCUACUCCGUCACCGCCCUCUACUUGUCCAUGUCGGCCAAGGACAAGGAUUUGGAAAUCGAGGACGACCUAGCAAGAGCCCAGAAAAUUCUAAGAGAUCUCAAAUCCAAGAUCUCGUCGCAGUCGAAAAAGAACUUUGUCCUUGAAAAAGAUGUGCGCUACCUCGAUUCGCGAAUAGCGCUGCUCAUCCAGAACAGGAUGGCUCUGGAAGAGCAAAACGAAGUUGCAAGCCAUCUUGACGAUGCCAUGGAACUGCAAGAGGGGUUUUUCCCCAACGACGACAAGACGCAAAGAUACGGUAACCUGCUUUUCCUGCUUCAAUCCGAACCUAGACACAUUGCGCAUCUGUGUCGCCUCGUUUCCAUGGCUGAAAUCGACGCAUUGCUGCAAACCGUCAUGUUUACCAUUUAUGGAAACCAAUAUGAAAGUCGAGAAGAGCAUCUUCUCCUUACCAUGUUCCAGUCCGUUCUCACCUAUCAAUUCGAUAAUACCCCGGACUAUAGCUCUCUCCUGCGCGCCAACACGCCCGUUUCUCGUAUGAUGACUACGUACACCCGAAGAGGUCCCGGCCAGAGUUAUCUCAAGGUUGUGCUACAGGAUAGCAUCAAUUCGCUGAUCGAGCUGAAGGACCUGGAUCUGGAAAUCAACCCACUCAAGGUGUACGAAAAGAUGGUUAGUGAGAUCGAAGACAAGCAGGGAAAGCUUCCACCAAAUCUUCCCAAAGGUGUGACCGCCGAACAGGCUGCCGAGAACGAAACCGUGCAGCAGAUCAUAGCGCCCCGUUUGACCAUGCUUUCGGAAAUUGCUAACAACUUCCUGACUACUAUCAUCAAUGGUCUCGAGGAGACACCGUACGGCAUUCGUUGGAUUUGCAAGCAGAUUCGAAGUCUUUCACGUCGCAAGUAUCCAGAUGCGCAGGAACAAACCAUUUGCACGCUUAUCGGAGGAUUCUUCUUCUUGCGCUUCAUUAACCCUGCCAUUGUCACCCCGCGCUCGUACAUGCUCAUCGAUGCGACACCCGCGGAGAACCCCAAGCGAGUGCUCACCUACAUUGCCAAGAUGCUGCAGAAUCUGGCUAAUAAGCCUUCCUACGCAAAGGAGCCAUACAUGGCCAAGUUGCAGCCAUUCAUUCACCAGAACAAGGAGCGUAUGAACAAGUUUCUUCUCGAUUUGUGCGAAGUACAGGACUUCUACGAAACUCUUGAGAUGGACAACUACGUGGCACUUUCCAAGCGCGAUCUAGAACUCUCCAUCACGCUGAACGAAGUAUACGCAACCCACAGUAUGUUGGAGAGGCACGCGCCAGAGCUAGCAAAGGAAGACAGCUCCCAUCUGGGUGUCAUCCUGCAGGAGCUCGGCCCCGCGCCAGCUCAACUCCCGCGCAAGGAGAAUCGUGCAAUCAACUUGCCAUUGUUCAGCAAGUGGGAGACUCCAUUCGACGACAUCACCUCGGCCUUAGACAUCACUCAAGAGGAGAUCUAUUUCAUGGAGGCCAAGUCCACCUUUGUCAUGAUUCUGCGAUCUCUCCCAUCCAAUCUCAGCAUCACUCGCAGGCCUCUCAGGCUUGAUCGGAUCGCGGACGCAGCAGCUACAACCAAGAACGACUCGGUCAUGGUGAAGAAAGGAAUCCGUAGUAUGGAGCUGCUUAGUCAAUUGCAGGAUCUGGGUGUCAUUGAUAAAGAGGAUAACUUUGCUCUCUUGAGAGACGAGGUUGAGCAGGAACUCGUACAUCUUGGCUCCAUGAAAGACAAGACCGUGGAAGAGACGAAGAAGCUCGAAGAGGUGUACCGCACCAUUCGCGAUCACAACACAUAUCUGAUCGGUCAGCUCGACACUUACAAGUCUUACCUGCAUAACGUCCGCAGCCAAUCAGAAGGGAAAACGAGGAAAACGCAGAAACACCAAGUUCUCGGCCCGUACAAAUUCACCCAUCAACAGUUGGAGAAGGAGGGCGUCAUCCAGAAAAGCAACGUCCCAGAAAACAGAAGAGCGAACAUCUACUUCAACUUCACCAGCCCCUUGCCUGGCACGUUCGUCAUCUCUCUGCACUACAAAGGACGCAAUCGUGGUCUGCUCGAAUUGGACCUCAAACUCGAUGACUUGCUCGAGAUGCAAAAAGAUAACCAAGAAGACCUGGAUCUCGAGUAUGUCCAGUUCAACGUGUCCAAAGUUCUCGUCCUUCUGAACAAGCGGUUCGCUCGGAAGAAGGGCUGGUAG